Molecule: messenger RNA, 651 nt
Organism: Trichoderma gamsii
Lineage: Eukaryota; Fungi; Ascomycota; Sordariomycetes; Hypocreales; Hypocreaceae
Product: 30 kDa heat shock protein
Exons: 1
Coding region: 1-651 (216 amino acids)
Biological process (GO): response to heat; response to salt stress; protein complex oligomerization
Source: RefSeq, a predicted model, not a curated record
AUGGUCUUCUUCCAGCGAAACCUUUACACCCCCGAGAGCUCUUUCACUCCUCUCUUCCGUCUCCUUGACGAUUACGACAGCUACUCACGCCAAAACAAUGGCGCACAACACGCAACUCAUCGCACUGUCGCACACUGGCAGCCCAAAUUUGAUGUCCGCGAAACGGGCGAGGCCUAUGAGCUCCACGGCGAACUCCCUGGCUUGAACAAGCAAGAUGUUCACAUCGAGUUCACCGAACCUCAAUCCAUUCUCAUUAGAGGAAAGGUUGAGCGCACUUAUACUGCCGGCACUCCCCCUACCGGUGCUAUAGAGGACGCCUCAGUGAGCGGCGCAGUCACCGACUCAGCAGAGCAAGACCGCCCCAAGUCUCCUCAUCAACCCACCGUCGAAGACGAGCCAGAAGACGGAGCGACUACCACCACUGCUGUCUCCAAAAAUGAGGUUGUCAAGGCUGCGCCGACACAGCAAAAACCUACCGACACUGCCAAAUACUGGCUCACUGAGCGCAGCGUUGGCGAAUUCUCUCGCACCUUCAAUUUCCCUACUCGGGUCAACCAGGACGGUGUGACGGCCAGCUUCAAAGACGGCAUUCUCAACGUUGUGGUUCCUAAGGCGGCGAAGCACGAACCUCGUCGUAUCGCGGUGUUCUAA